AUGCCAAACACCGUUGCUCUGCUCACUGCGCUUGCAGCGCUUGUUCCGAAUGCUCUGGCACAGGCAAACACAUCGUACGUGGACUACAGCAAAGAACCACAGCCCAGCCUCGACAAGCAGACACUGGCAAAGGUCCACUAUGGAUUCCCCGACUGUUCAGCGGCGCCUUUGAAUACGAGCCUCGUGUGUGACAAAUCUGCUCGUGCUCAUGACCGUGCCGCUGCCUUGAUCGCACUGAUGACGUUGGACGAGCUGAUCCAAAGCACCGGAAACACUAUCUACGCCAUCCCACGUCUCGGUUUGCCAGCGUACGACGUUUGGGUGGAAGCGCUGCAUGGUCUGGAUCGUGCGAACAACACGAAAUCGGGCGACUGGAGCUGGGCGACGUCGUUCCCUUCUCCUAUUCUUACCAUGUCAGCCCUCAACCGCACGUUGAUCCAUCAGAUUGGUGAUAUCAUCUCCACUCAGGGUCGGGCAUUCAACAAUGUCGGACGCUACGGCCUCGAUGUCUACGCCCCCAACAUCAAUGCCUUCCGCCAUCCGGUGUGGGGUCGUGGCCAGGAGACGCCUGGUGAGGAUGCAUACAAGCUGUGCUCUGUCUAUGCGUAUGAGUACAUUACCGGUAUCCAAGGAGGCGUCGAUCCCGAGGACCUCAAACUGGUGGCCAAUGCCAAGCACUUUGCUGGCUACGACAUCGAAAACUGGGAUGACCACUCUCGACUGGGCAACGACUUGAACAUCACUCAGCAAGACCUGUCUGGAUACUUCACUCCCCAGUUCGUCGCCGCCGUGCGUGAUGCGCGAGUGCACAGCGUGAUGUCCUCGUACAAUGCUGUGAACGGCGUGCCUAGCAGUUCCAACUCCUUUUUCCUGCAGACUUUGCUGCGCGACACCUGGAACUUUGUGGAGGACGGCUUCGUCUCCUCUGAUUGCGGCGCCGUCUAUGGUGUUUUCAACCCGCAUGGGUAUGCGGCCAACGUCUCGGGUGCUGCAGCCGACUCGAUGAGAGCCGGCGUGGAUAUCAACUGUGGAACUGUCUACCAGCAUCACCUGAAUGAGUCCUACUACUACGGUGACAUCUCCCGCAGCGAGAUUGAGCGUGCAGUCACCAGACUCUACUCUAAUCUUGUCAGCCUCGGAUACUUUGACGGUAACGAAGGCCCCUACCGCAACCUGACGUGGUCCGACGUUGUCAAAACCGAUGCCUGGAACAUCUCAUACGAGGCGGCAGUGGAAAGUAUCGUUCUGCUGAAGAACGAUGGAGUUUUGCCUCUUUCCAAGAAGGUCAAGAGCGUUGCUUUGGUUGGGCCCUGGGCCAAUGCGACUACCCAGAUGCAAGGCAAUUACUAUGGUCCGGCCCCCUAUCUUACGAGUCCACUGAGUGCGCUCAAGGCAUCAGACCUGAGCGUCAACUACGCUCUCGGCACCAAUAUCUCCUCCAAGUCUACCGACGGGUUCGCUGCCGCAAUGGAAGCGGCCAAGAACUCUGAUGCUAUCGUCUUCGCUGGCGGUAUUGACAACACCAUUGAGGCCGAGGGUAUGGAUCGUCAAAACAUCACAUGGCCUGGCAAUCAGCUUGAACUCAUCAAGCAGCUGAGCGGCCUUGGAAAGCCUCUAGUUGUUCUCCAGAUGGGAGGUGGUCAGGUUGACUCUUCUGCAUUGAAGGAAAACAAGAACGUGAACGCUCUCGUCUGGGGUGGUUAUCCCGGCCAGUCAGGUGGCAAAGCCAUUCUGGAUAUUUUGACUGGUAAACGUGCGCCGGCAGGUCGCUUGACCACGACGCAGUAUCCCGCAAAAUACGCAGAGCAAUUUCCCGCGACUGAUAUGAACCUGCGUCCAUCCGGUGAUAACCCAGGACAGACUUAUAUGUGGUACACUGGCACUCCCGUGUAUCCCUUCGGCCACGGACUAUUCUACACAACAUUCCAGGCCUCAAUGGGUUGCAACAAGGGUAGGGAGAAGAACACCUCCUUCGACAUCGUUGACCUGCUCUCCCAGCCCCACGCAGGCUACAAUGUGAUCGAGCAGGUCCCUUUCCUCAACUUCACCGCGGACAUCAAGAACACCGGCAAGGUUGAGUCAGACUACACAGCAAUGUUGUUUAUCAACACUACCGCCGGUCCUGCCCCAUACCCAAAUAAGUGGCUGGUCGGCUUUGACCGACUCGGCUCCAUCAAGCCAGGAAAGUCUGACAGCAUGGUCCUUCCUAUCACGCUGGACGACGUCGCUCGAGUGGACGAGCUGGGCAACCGUAUCGUUUACCCCGGCAAGUACGAGUUGGCAUUGAACAAUGAGCGUUCCGUUGUGACGUCCUUCACCUUGACUGGUAACGCCACUACCCUCGCCAAGUGGCCACUGGAGAAGCAGCUCAUUCCUCCUGCCAAGUAA
Molecule: messenger RNA, 2388 nt
Organism: Penicillium diatomitis
Lineage: Eukaryota; Fungi; Ascomycota; Eurotiomycetes; Eurotiales; Aspergillaceae
Gene: xlnD
Product: beta-xylosidase XylA
Exons: 1
Coding region: 1-2388 (795 amino acids)
Biological process (GO): xylan catabolic process; arabinan catabolic process
Cellular component (GO): plant-type cell wall
Molecular function (GO): alpha-L-arabinofuranosidase activity; xylan 1,4-beta-xylosidase activity
Source: RefSeq, a predicted model, not a curated record